AUCUUUGCGACACACAAUGCGAUGCUGGAAGUGGCAGGGGCAGUAAUCUUUAUUUCGUCAUUUCUGAAACAUAGGAGAGGUAACGGAAGCAAGUACAAUGCUCAAUCUUAGACGAUCGCUUCGUAUGACCGGACUUUUUCUUGAAAGGGGAUGUCAUCAUGGGAGGAAUUAGCUCCACAUCUAAACCCUACACUGAAAAACAAGGCCCUCUCUCCACAGCAGCCCCAACAACUAGCCCUGCACCCUGUCUCUCUAACCACCACAACAAAAAACAUUUAAUCCUUGCCUUUUGUGCUGGGGUUCUACUGACGCUGCUGCUGAUAGCCUUUAUCUUCCUCAUCAUAAAGAGCUACAGAAAAUGUCACUCCAAGCCCUGGGCCCUGGAUCCUCACCCAGAUCCUCUGGCCAAGCUUUCAUCCAUCCCAGGGGAAUCACUUACCUAUGCCAGCAUGACUUUCAAACUCUCAGAAGAUAAGAGCAAUCACUUGGCUGAGAACCAUUCUGCAGACUUUGACCCCAUUGUCUAUGCUCAAAUUAAAGUGACAAACUAACCCGGCUUUUCCAAUG
Messenger RNA from Rhinopithecus roxellana (golden snub-nosed monkey), 567 nucleotides. RefSeq names its product chromosome 8 C1orf162 homolog (gene C8H1orf162). The record is from RefSeq and is a predicted model, not a curated record. Lineage: Eukaryota; Metazoa; Chordata; Mammalia; Primates; Cercopithecidae. The transcript has 6 exons. Bases 159 to 551 code for a protein of 130 amino acids.